Molecule: messenger RNA, 729 nt
Organism: Trichoderma harzianum CBS 226.95
Lineage: Eukaryota; Fungi; Ascomycota; Sordariomycetes; Hypocreales; Hypocreaceae
Product: polysaccharide lyase family 7 protein
Exons: 2
Coding region: 1-729 (242 amino acids)
Source: RefSeq, a predicted model, not a curated record
AUGUUCUCUCACAAGUCUGAAAAGGCGCUUCUUGCGUUUGCUCUUUGUUUCUCCGCUGCUUCUGCCUUGAACCCAUCCUGUGCUCCAGGAGGCAAUUUCGACCUUAGCAGAUUCGUACUUCAGUUGCCAAGCGGCACCACCAACAAUCCGGACCAAAUCCCCGCCUCAAAGCUCACGGGCUGUGGUGGCUAUCAAGAUCCUGGCCACCACUACUUCUUCACCGAGUCUGGUGAUGGCGCCAUGGUCAUGAAGGCCCCAGGUGGAGGAAACUGUGCUACCUUCCCGGGUGCACCACGCUGCCGCUCCGAAUUCGGCGAGACUCAAUCGUGGAGUUCCUCAGCUGCAACCAACCGCUUGACGGCUGACCUCCUCGUCACAACCGGCAGCAGCAUCUGCAUUGGCCAGGUGUUCCAGUCAAACUCCAACAACAAGCCUCUCGCUGAGGUUUACUACAACGGCAAUGGCCAAAUCACGGUCGGUGUUGAGUUUGUUGCAACUGGUGGUCAAGGCCAGGACUUGAACAAGAUUGGCACUGUCACCCCUGGCAGCCGAUUUACUUACGAUUUGCGCUUCGAGAAUGGCCAGCUCCAGUUCGGUCUCAACGGUGGAGCAUUGAAGACCCUGAAGCAAUAUUUCAGCACUCCCCAGGCUUUCUUCAAGAUGGGUAACUAUAACCAAGGUGGCGACGACUCUGAUAUUCACGUUUUCGGCCUCACUGUUCAGCACUAG